CGCAAAAGAACCACGGCCGGGCCAAUGUCCCGAGAAGCGAAGGUGAGGAGGACGCCGGUUCGCUCGCUCAGAAAAUCUUCUCCCCAAAUUGACGAGUAGCUGCAAGAAUCCCCCCUGGUUGCCAUCCUCUUUCAAUCUUUCGCGGAGCAACAUCUCUUUCUGCGAUCCGAUAGGAUCCAUUAGAUGUCUCGGAUACGUAAUGUGGCAGUUGCAAGUGCUCUGUUGGCGUUUGCUGGAGCUGGCCUAGCAUUUCCUUUCUUCUUUGUGAAAUCGAAGAAUAGACCCAUAAUUGACCACUCAAAGCCGCUGCCACCUCAGGCUAACUUCCGAGGACCAUAUAUAAAUACUGGCUCUCGUGACAUCGGGCCCGACACUUCUACAUAUGUCAAAAAAUGACUCAAUUUAUUUCCACAAUAUCCUGCUGUACCCAAAGAACAUGUUUUGUUAGGAACAAUUCCCCCCAAAAAACUCCUCUUAUUCUUGUCAUUUUAUUAUGUCUGUAUAAAUUGCCAAACUGUUGGUCAAGUUUACAUCAGUAACAGUCCUGUACCAGGAACUCUUAAAUCACAAACCAUUGCAAGUACAAUGUGUUCAGGAUUUUGCAGUA
Messenger RNA from Zingiber officinale, 607 nucleotides. RefSeq lists its product as uncharacterized. The transcript is spliced from 4 exons. Bases 184 to 396 code for a protein of 70 amino acids. Lineage: Eukaryota; Viridiplantae; Streptophyta; Magnoliopsida; Zingiberales; Zingiberaceae. The record is from RefSeq and is a predicted model, not a curated record.